Cryptococcus amylolentus CBS 6039 is the source of this 1068-nucleotide messenger RNA. RefSeq names its product DNA repair protein rad18. Bases 1 to 1068 code for a protein of 355 amino acids. NCBI's taxonomy places the organism in Eukaryota, Fungi, Basidiomycota, Tremellomycetes, Tremellales, Cryptococcaceae. Gene Ontology annotation, cellular component: Rad6-Rad18 complex; nucleus. Gene Ontology annotation, molecular function: single-stranded DNA binding; ubiquitin protein ligase activity. Gene Ontology annotation, biological process: DNA damage tolerance; protein monoubiquitination. The transcript has 6 exons. The record is from RefSeq and is a predicted model, not a curated record.
AUGGACAAGACCAACCCCUGGCUCACGGCGAGCGAUGACCCCCCACCGAUACCAGACACCUACCCCCAGCUCCAGAGACUCGACAAGAGCGUCGUCUGCCAGAUCUGUAAGGAGCCGUUCCAGGCGCCCGUGUCCAUUGCGUGUGGCCACUCGUUCUGCUCAUCGUGUAUACGAUCGUCAUUAGACGUCCAGAAAAAAUGCCCGAGCUGUAAUGAGCCGGCAUCGGAGGGGUCCAUACGGCGGAACAGAGCUCUGGAAGAGACAGCAGAUGCUUGGGAAGACUGCAGGCCCAAGCUCAUAGAGUUGACGAAACCCACCAUGUCCCGCAAAAGACUUGCCUCAGAAUGCCCAAGCAACGUCAAGCGCCUGAAGGACAUGUCUGGCAAGGCUGUCAACGGAAGCACGAGCCCGUGCGAGACCAAGAGAGAUAGUAGUGAAGAGGUGGAAGUGCUAGAGCUGGACGAAAGCGAUGAAGCACCUUGUCCAAUAUGUCAAGCUCGCUUGCCGAUAGCGUCAAUACCGACUCAUAUUGAUAAAGGCUGCAAGAUACCCAAGUCAAAGGCUGGUGUAGGGGCGAUUGGGAACCAAAAGGCAGAUUGGAAGAAGGUGUUUUCGGGGCAGAGUAUGAAAAGAGACACGAGCAAGGGCAAGGAUGCGAAAGAGGUCGAGAUGAAACGGAUCACCAAACCGAAUUACUCCUUGUCGUCUCCGGCUGAUCUUCGUUCUAUCCUCUCGGAAUAUUCUCUCCCCACCACGGGCGACAAGAGUGCCCUUAUAGCUCGUCUCCAAGAAUGGAUCGUCCUCUUCAACGCAAACCUCGACACCUCACAUCCUUCCUCCAUCUCCGCCCUGAGGGCCAAGUUGGCAGAAGCCGAAGCUAGCCGGAAAAAGGACAAGGACAGAGGGAAGGAUGAAUUGAUCAACCAGCUGGGGACGAAGGAUGGGCUGGUGCAGUAUGGGAUAGAUAAGAAGGCGGAGUUUGACAAGUUGAGGAAGGAUAUCAUGGACAGGCAAAAGAAGAGUUUGAGAAAGGGGAACGGAAGAGAUGCUCCUAUCGAGUUGGAUUAG